This is a messenger RNA of Hyaena hyaena (striped hyena), 1998 nucleotides long. RefSeq names its product transmembrane protein 254 (gene TMEM254). The transcript is spliced from 4 exons. Bases 44 to 418 code for a protein of 124 amino acids. Lineage: Eukaryota; Metazoa; Chordata; Mammalia; Carnivora; Hyaenidae. The record is from RefSeq and is a predicted model, not a curated record.
CCGCGGAGCGCGCACCUCGCAGUCUGGCGGCCGUGCUGCAGCUAUGGGGACAGCGGCCGGCGGUAAGGCGCACUUCCAGAGGGGCAGUCUGUUCUGGUUCGCCGUCAUCAUCCUUUCAUUUGGGUAUUACACGUGGAUUGUCUUCUGGCCUCAGAGUAUUCCUUACCAGAGCCUAGGGCCCCUGGGCCUCUUCACUCAGUACUUGGUGGACCACCAUCACACCCUCCUGCACAAUGGGUAUUGGCUUGCCUGGCUGAUUCACGUGGGAGAGGCCUUGUAUGCCAUGGUUUUGUGCAAGUCUAAAGGCAUCACGGACGGUCGGGCUCAAGUGCUCUGGUUCCUACAGACUUUCCUCUUUGGGGUGGCGUCUCUCUCCAUCUUAAUUGCUUACAGACCGAAACGCCAAAAACAAACUUAAGGAAGAUAUUCAAAUGCUUUCCCUACACUUUUGACCUUCAACUUCACAAGGCAAGGAAGCUGCUGACUUUACUUGAUCUUUCUACUUCCCAGAAGUUUAAGACCCUCUAGUUAGUCAUUACUUCAUAUGCUCUCGUUGAGCCCGACUCAUGACAAGGAAGGAUUUAAGCUUCCCAGUUCUGCAGACAGGGUUUCCAGCUGUCUUCUUGAGGUCCUCGGCAGUGCCGGGGCUCAUUCUAUCUGGUGUAAGCUGUGCACUAAAAUUCCUUAUUGGUAUAAUUUUGUUCCCGCCUUCUGACUAAAAUACUACACUCUUUUCACCCCAUCUUAGCUUGUCUUUCCCCCAGUUUACUGCACCUUUCUGAACCAAGACAGAGUGACAUUUCCAUAACAUAUCAGUUCCAAGCACAGUAGGCAUCUGUGAGGCAGGAUCGUAUCCUCUCGAACUUCCUUUUCUCUCAGCACCAAGAAAGAUCAGAAAGAUGAGCAGAUGCAUGGAAUGGGCCAGGCUGAGCAGCGACAUAGAGGCACAGAGGACACGCCGGGUGCCGAGAGGAGAGGACUGGGGGACGCCUUCUCUGGUCUUGCCAGCCGGAAGCCAGCCUUCCCUCCAUGCACCCCUAGGGCACAGCACUCUGGUGUGCAGGGGUCUGAAGGCCGCUGCUGGGUUGCUGCUUCUGGUCAGGCUCACAUCUUAGACAGAUUUUUGUUUCGGCAGCUGGCCCAUUGCCUUGCCCACAGGUGUCCUAGCAGUGUUUUCUGGAUGAAGGACGGAAACUGAUGUAACUUUGCACAUGUUCAGCGUCAUUCCUGUGGUUCUGUGGAAACCGCAGAACCCACUCAGUGGACUCUCUUCUCCGAGAGGCACAGGACCGCCCGUGGCUGGUGGCGUCACCUUUAUGUGGGCCCCCGGGUGGGAAGGCUGUAUCUUUUUCCCAGACUCUAACAUCUCCCUCCAGCUCUGGCUUACUCUUAACACGGACAUUCCUGAGCUAGAGUUUCUAACUGGAAGCUAGCGACUACCUCUCCCAUUCACCUGAUGGGACCUUUUUACUACUGACUGGUCACAGCAGGAGGGUCACUGCCUCUGCCCCCUGACCUUGGCACAAUGACCCAGUCACCCAGGGGCCAUUAAGGUUCCUUUCCAGGAGGACCUGUUCUCGAGGGACUAGACCUUAGUUUUCCUUCUAUGAUGCAGGAGGGCAUGUUACCUGUUUUAAGCAAACAUUUACGAGAGGCAGCCCCCUCGCCCCAAAAGAGGCCCCAAGUAAGUAAGAGUACAGCCCUGCAAGGUGAUGGACUAUGAAUUGUUUCUGGUGGCGAUCACUUUCUACAACUAAAUUUCAGUUUUUCCAGUUGCCCUGGUGGUGAAGGGGUUGCCUUUUGGUGAAGAGAGAGGUUUUUAGUCAUAGGGUGAAACACCAUGGAAACCUAACCCAGAUUUUUUAAAAGCAUGGCCCUCUCAAAAGAGAAAUAAUAACGACAAUAUUAUGGUGAUGGCGACAGCAACGAUGUGGCAGAUUAUUGAACGAAAUGGAUUGACUUGAAUAAAUGCUGUGAAUUGCCUUCUGUUCAAAUGUU